GGCCGCUGCGACGUCACGCAGCGACGGAAGUGCGUCACCAACGGCGUCGGUGUCCGGGCUCUCGAAGCAGGUGGACCAUGGCGGAAGUGGGCCGGGAGCUAGUGUGCGACCCCGGCGGGCGGCUCCCUGAAGGUUUCUGGGCCGCGGUGGCAGUGUGGCUGGAGAGGCCGCAGGUGGCCAAUAAGCGGCUCUGCGGCGCCCGCCUGGAGGCCCGCCGGAGCGCCACCUUGCCGCGGGCGAGCGCGGGCCCGGAAGGGGAGUGGGGCGCGGCCUUCUGCGGACCCCAGGAGGGGCCCGGGCCUGGCCGGGGUUUUGUCGAGGGGCAUCGCGGGCCCAGGCCGGGAUUAGAGCCCGAGGAGGGCACAGACCGUCGCAGACGUGAAGAAACUCAGGACCGGCGUCCACAAAAGGACGAGCAGAGCGAAGCAGCCGGAGCGCCCCUGCCGGCCGAGCACCCCGGGCAGCUGCAGGGGGCUGGGGACGAGGGCGACCCCGCCGCGGAUCUGGAUUCGUUCUGGGACCGUUUUUCCCAAAGUCUUGUCUCCAGCCAUCCGGAGAUGCUGUCAUUCCUCACGUGCCCCGGAGCGGGAUCGCAGUCAGGGGCACCGCAUGAACUCGACCUUGUCCUAAGAACCGUCAUCCCGAAAAAGAGCCCGCAUUACUUGGUUACGGCUCCGAGGAGAGAAGUUGUCGUGCAGGAUGUCCCCAAUGGAACCGUAACUUUUUUGCCUCUGGAAGAAGAUGAGGAAGAGAAUUUGAAAGUUAAAAUGAGCAAUGUGUAUCAAAUUCAGCUCAGUGGCAGCCAAGCAGAAUGGUUUAUAUCUGUUUUGAUUUUCUGUCCAGAGAAGUGGCACGUGGAUGGAGUUGUCUACCCCAGAGUUUCCUGGCUGGGUGAGGCGCUGCUGGGCAGGCUGGCCCGGUGGUGCGUGGUGCCCGGGAAGAGCGGCUUCCAGAGCACCCUCUCGCUCGUCUCCAUCGCGAGGUACAGCACGCUGUAUCAGGAGCUCAAGGAGAAGUACAGAGGCAUGGUGAAGGUGUGGCCUGAGGUAACUGAUCCUGAGAAGUUUGUGUAUGAAGACGUGGCUAUCGCUACGUACCUGCUGAUCCUGUGGGAAGAGGAGCGAGCCGAGAGGGGCAUGAGUGCCAGGCAGUCCUUUGUGGACUUGGGGUGCGGGAAUGGCCUCCUGGUCCACAUCCUGUGCAGUGAAGGGGUGAGUGGCCUCUGAGGUCUUUUCAGAGGGUCGGGACUCCGAGCUGGCCAGGCAUGGGAGUUGUACGGGCCUGCCCUGAGGCUCAUGAACUCGUCUUGCUUUGUGCUGCUCUCUAAGGAAGUCGCCAUCACCCCGAGCGACCAGACCCUCUUCCCUGAUGCAGACUGGCUGCUGGGUAACCAUUCAGAUGAGCUCACGCCCUGGGUCCCUGUGAUCGCGGCCAGGUCUUCCUACUGCUGCCGGUUCUUUGUGCUGCCCUGCUGCUUCUUCGACUUUGUCGGCAAGUACCGCCGCAGGCAGAGCCAGAAGACGCAGUACCGCGAGUACCUGGACUUCAUCUGGGAGGUGGGCCAGGCCUGCGGCUUCCACGUGGAGGAGGACUGCCUUCGCAUCCCGUCCACCAAGCGGGUCUGCCUCAUUGGGAAGCACAGGACGUACCCGCCUGCUGCAGAAAUCAGCAUGGAUGAGCAGCGCACUCGGUACAUUCGUAGCAGGCAGGGCCUGUCUGGCAGCGACCCCUGCUGUCCUGUACCCCGGGCUGCUGCCUGCAGUGCCAAUUGCCUGGAUGGCAGCAGAGCCUCAGACACGGGGGCUCAGUGUGACCUCGAGGUCCCCAUUCCUCAGCGUGGGGCGCAGAUGCAGGCCAGGGGACUCUGGAUGCCGGAAUUCCACCCUCGAGAAAAGAUGGAACACGUGAAGAACUGUGCCACCCUCCCUCGAGAGUUUACCAACCAAGUGGUUUUGCAAGUGGCAAAUUUAUUGUUAGACGGAAAGAAGUCGAGCACAGGAAGCCCUGAGCAGGGCACCUGGAAGACCUGGAACGGAGGAGAGAGCCUGCCCUUGGCAGAAGUGGCCCGGCGGCUGGGCAGGGUGACCUUGCAGAGGCUGAAGCACGAGUGUGGAGGCCUGCAGACACUGCUGCGCAACAACCACCAGGCGUUCGAAGUUCUGGAUGGCCGAGUCCACAUCCGUGACUGGCGGCGGCAGCUGCAGAGGGAGAAGCACUCAGAGGCCAAGCGGGGACCGAGCUCGGAGGCCUUCAAGACCCGCGCCUGCUGGUUCUUCACGCACCACCCAGACGGCUGCGCACUGCCCUCCGCCAGCUGCCCAUUUGCCCAUGGGCCUCAGGAGCUGCGACCACCCCAGCCCCCCAGGAAGAAGAGGCAGUCCCCGUGAGCCGCCCUUCACUCCCCAGCUUGCUGACCUCACCCACGCAGGCAUCCGAGGCUCGGGACUCCCCCUUCUCUGGGUGGUGACCUCCGGAUGUUGGGCGCUGAGGGCUCGGCCCGCUUCCUGAAGGGACCUGGAGCAGAGUGCACUCGGGUGCAGUGCCGUCAGCCUCCCAGGCCCUGCGUAGCUGACCACGGAAGCUUUCUACUGCAGUUGGCCCCGAGCCCCAUAGGGCCGGACAGCGAUGCGGUGCCUCCUGGGGCUCUGUGGGGUGGUGUGAACUGGGUUGUAAGUGAACUCACCCUGCCUCCUGUGGUCACAUCAUGGGCCUGUUGGUGUGACUGUCUGUUCACUUUGGGGAAGAAGCCCUGUGCUUUUCCACUUAAAGUCAU
Messenger RNA from Octodon degus (degu), 2773 nucleotides. It is a transcript of the gene Trmt44, whose product is annotated as tRNA methyltransferase 44 homolog. Gene Ontology annotation, molecular function: tRNA (uridine) methyltransferase activity; metal ion binding. The record is from RefSeq and is a predicted model, not a curated record. The transcript has 11 exons. Lineage: Eukaryota; Metazoa; Chordata; Mammalia; Rodentia; Octodontidae. Gene Ontology annotation, biological process: tRNA methylation.